This is a messenger RNA of Suillus subalutaceus, 724 nucleotides long. RefSeq lists its product as uncharacterized. Gene Ontology annotation, molecular function: nucleic acid binding. The coding region runs from base 89 to 619 and encodes 176 amino acids. The record is from RefSeq and is a predicted model, not a curated record. Lineage: Eukaryota; Fungi; Basidiomycota; Agaricomycetes; Boletales; Suillaceae. The transcript has a single exon.
AGUCAUCUUGCCCAAUACGCCAGCGGCCAGCACCAUACCACCUAUUGAACUGGAGUAACGGACUAAUUCAUUCACUGCGCGCCGCACGAUGUUGCGGACAAAUCCUUCCUUAUACGUAUCGAAGACCCGACUCAGCAUUCGCCAGAUACCCCUAUUCGUUACUGAACGGACUCUCAAACGCCUCGCCCUCCACGCUCUUCGUGCAUUCAAAGAUGAAGUCCAGAAGGGAGAACGCAACGGUUUGACUCCCGAGAAGCUGGAAGAAGCUACCAAGGAAGCCGAUGAACCAGACGACUCUAGCACGAAACCGAAGGUUGGGAAACGAUCGCAGGGAAGCAAAUCCAAAGGGGUCCAGCAAGACAAAAUCGUGCGUCAACAUGAACGGGUAGAUCCUGUCACAGGAAAAGGCCGCAGCAAAGGUUACGGAUUCAUCGAGAUGCCGCGGCAUGCGGAUGCGCUACGCGUUCUUCGGUGGGCCAACAACAACCCUGCUGUCGCGCCACUUCUGAGUACCUGGUGGAAAGGAGAGCUCGGAGAUCUCAUCAAGCUCGAGAAGGGAAAGGGGGAGUCUGAUGAAGCUAGACUGAAGCGGAUGAGUGAAAACCUCAUUUCUUGCUGAAAACUAUUUUACGCCCUCUUGCGCCAGGCUUAACCUUUGCGUUUGGCUUUAGUAUUCCUUAUACAUGUGCAAGAACAUUGUCGAUGUAUUAUGAUCGACUAUGAU